This is a messenger RNA of Pantherophis guttatus, 761 nucleotides long. Lineage: Eukaryota; Metazoa; Chordata; Lepidosauria; Squamata; Colubridae. The record is from RefSeq and is a predicted model, not a curated record.
CCAAGAAGACUCCGGCGCUGACUUCGCCGCCGCUUCUUCUCCAACGAACCGGCAACCUGGACUGGAGCAUGGCCGCCCUGCCCGGGACCGUACCCAGGAUGAUGCGGCCGGCGCCCGGGCAGAAUUAUCCCCGCACCGGAUUUCCCUUAGAAGUCUCAACCCCGCUGGGCCAAGGGCGAGUCAACCAACUUGGAGGCGUCUUCAUCAAUGGGCGGCCCCUGCCCAACCACAUCCGUCAUAAGAUUGUCGAGAUGGCGCACCAUGGCAUCCGGCCCUGUGUCAUCUCUCGCCAGCUGCGGGUCUCCCACGGCUGUGUCUCCAAGAUCCUUUGCCGGUACCAAGAAACAGGAUCCAUCCGGCCGGGAGCCAUCGGUGGCAGCAAGCCCAGGGUUGCCACUCCAGACGUGGAGAAAAAAAUCGAAGAAUACAAGCGGGAGAAUCCUGGCAUGUUUAGCUGGGAGAUCCGAGACCGGCUACUCAAAGAUGGCCACUGUGACAGGACCACGGUCCCUUCAGUGAGUUCGAUUAGCCGUGUGCUCCGAAUCAAGUUCGGGAAGAAAGAGGAAGAGGAGGACCACGAGAAGAAAGAGGAAGACUGCGAGAAGAAGGCCAAGCACAGCAUCGAUGGCAUCUUGGGUGACAAAGCAAGUUCGCUCAUCCCGGUGGCUAGCUCAACAGAAUACUUCCGUUUAAAUCGUAUAAGAAUUGUUGGCUCCCUGCCCCAAGCAGCUUACAAUUUCACGACAGAGAAAUCGGUGUAA